This is a messenger RNA of Hypanus sabinus (Atlantic stingray), 1910 nucleotides long. RefSeq lists its product as uncharacterized. The transcript has 2 exons. The record is from RefSeq and is a predicted model, not a curated record. The coding region runs from base 495 to 1217 and encodes 240 amino acids. Gene Ontology annotation, cellular component: ribonucleoprotein complex. Lineage: Eukaryota; Metazoa; Chordata; Chondrichthyes; Myliobatiformes; Dasyatidae. Gene Ontology annotation, molecular function: single-stranded RNA binding. Gene Ontology annotation, biological process: retrotransposition.
GAGUGCUCGAGGUCGACAGAUGACUGUAGAUCGGAGGAUCAGAGGAUCAGCCGUUAUAGGUAGGCUGAGGAUGUUGGACCUACCUGGACAGUACCUGAGGAGGAAGCCAAAUGGGAUGUUUGAAAACAGCGGGAACAGGAUGAAUGAGAUUGAUGAAGAUAACAUAGGAAUGAAGUGUUAUGGAAUCACUGUUUGUAAAAAAAGGAAUGAAAGUACUUUGGUUGGAACAGAAGAUUAGAUCUAUAUUUCCAGACAAAACUUGGCUGGAAGUAUAUCUCCCCUUGGAAGUAAAAUAAUAAAUGUGUUAAUAAUGUGAUCCACUCUGAAUUUGUUUCUAAAUAUUGGAAUACCCAGCUGAGAUGGUUCCAGUGAUGUCAUCAUCGAGAAUGGCAGCUUAAGUCACUAGCUCCUCCGGAAAAACGCAUAUUAAGCCCCGUUAUCCCAUCAAAUAUAAUAUUUUUGGAAAAAUAUUUGAACUGAAAAGAGGGGCAAGAAUGGGGAAAAAGAACGGAAAUAAAAAAAGCGACACUACAGAGCUUGCGGCCGAGGGGAGUGCAGCGAGCGGCUCUCCUACCCGACCGUGUGCUAAUGAGGCAGCCGCUGGGCCUCGUUCAGGCAAAGCAGUGAAUAUCUUUGAAAUCCUGAAAGAAAUAAUGGAGGUCCAGAAAGAAAUAAAGCAGCAGCUCCGUGAUAUUAAGUUGGAGCUCACCAGCGUCAAUCAAAAAAUAGCGGUGGCAGAGACUCAAAUUGAGAAGGUGGAAGAUCGCAUUCAAAACAUGGAACAGAAACUGAGUAAGACAAUAAAAAUAAUACAUCACCAAGAAGGUAAACUGGUUGACCUGGAGGGAAGAUCACGGCGGAAAAAUAUCAGAACCUACAACAUCCCCAAAAGAGCUGAGGGCUCGUCUAAGACGGAGUUUGUCAGAAAGUUACUGCAGGACGCGUUGGAUAUUCCUUCGGCUAUGAAGCUGGAAGUCAAGAGAGCCCACCGCACAUUAGUUCCAAAACCUACCCAGGAUAGAAAGCCAUGCUCAAUAAUUAAAUUCCUUUGGUACAGCACCAAGGCGGAGAUUCUACGAAGGGCCUGGGGUAAGAAGAGAGUGUUUUUCAACGAUAAAUUAAUAUACUUCGACCAAGAUUACCACCCCCCCCCCCCCGCGGUCCUGCAGAAAAGCAAAGCAUACUCUGAAGUAAAGGGAGUACUAAAGCAAAAAUAGAUUAAAUCUCAAACUCCGUACCCUGCUAAACUUCAAGUGUUUUAUGACAACGGGACACAGUUGUACCAGACAAUGGAAGAGGCAACUACAGACAAGAAGGCCAGAGGGUUGCCCAUCAGCAUGACCAAAACAAAAGAAAGCCUGGCUGAUGAAUUGUCCCACACGGCUUGGGAAAUAGUGCGAGAAACGAGAAGGCAGGAGACAGGAGGAGGACGAGAUAAAUAUAUCAGGAAGAGACCGGGAGUUUCCUAAAGACAGUCCUCACCCCCUUCAGAAGAGCCAUAAGGUUUGGCUAACUUUAAAAAUGUUGAGAAGCUAAACAGAAGCAAAAGUACACGGUGAUAUAACUAUCUCAAGAAAUACUUACUAUAAUGUGGAUUUUAUAUUACUUAGUUGUUAUUCUUUAUUUGCUCACUUACUUCUUUUUCCCCACCAAAAUGAGAAUAAUGUAAUAUAUGUGUGUAUAUAUAUAUUUGUGUGAGAGAGGAGUACACAGGGAAAUCUUUUCUGUGUAAUGGAUUUGUUCACUGACUUUUAUGAAUACUGCAAUGGGGGCCCUCAACUCACAAGUAGGAGGGGUUAUUCCCCCACAGCUAGACAUUUCCUCUAGCUCAACGAAGGGUCAACUACUAGAGACCUCAGCCUUGGAAUCACACGUUCGUUGCCAUUUUUGUUAUUAUUUGCGUUUCUUGG